Cyprinodon tularosa is the source of this 1250-nucleotide messenger RNA. It is a transcript of the gene slc25a5, whose product is annotated as solute carrier family 25 member 5. The record is from RefSeq and is a predicted model, not a curated record. Gene Ontology annotation, molecular function: ATP:ADP antiporter activity. Lineage: Eukaryota; Metazoa; Chordata; Actinopteri; Cyprinodontiformes; Cyprinodontidae. The transcript is spliced from 4 exons. Gene Ontology annotation, cellular component: mitochondrial inner membrane. Gene Ontology annotation, biological process: mitochondrial ATP transmembrane transport; mitochondrial ADP transmembrane transport. The coding region runs from base 82 to 978 and encodes 298 amino acids.
UCGCUUUCUUUCGGCCAUUUCAACUCCACCUGCUGAACCCACGGACCGAGCAGCCGGACGGCGUCUGGAAAACACCCGAAGAUGAGUGAACAAGCCAUCUCCUUCGCCAAGGACUUCCUGGCUGGCGGCAUCGCCGCUGCCAUCUCCAAAACAGCCGUUGCUCCCAUCGAGAGAGUAAAACUUCUGCUGCAGGUGCAACAUGCCAGCAAACAGAUUACAGCCGACAAGCAGUACAAGGGUAUCGUGGACUGCGUGGUCCGCAUCCCCAAAGAACAGGGAUUCCUCUCCUUCUGGAGAGGCAACCUGGCCAAUGUGAUCAGAUACUUUCCCACGCAGGCACUCAACUUUGCUUUUAAAGACAAGUACAAGAAGAUUUUCCUGGAUGGCGUCGACAAGCACAAGCAGUUCUGGAGAUACUUUGCAGGUAACCUGGCGUCCGGUGGUGCGGCGGGAGCCACGUCCCUCUGUUUUGUCUACCCCCUCGACUUUGCCAGAACGCGUCUUGCUGCUGAUGUGGGUAAAGCGGGAGCGGAGCGGGAAUUCUCGGGCCUGGGAAAUUGCUUGGCGAAGAUCUUCAAGUCUGAUGGCCUCAAAGGCCUGUACCAGGGCUUCAACGUUUCAGUGCAGGGCAUCAUCAUCUACAGAGCAGCCUACUUUGGUGUCUACGACACGGCUAAGGGCAUGCUCCCAGAUCCCAAGAACACGCACAUUAUUGUGAGCUGGAUGAUCGCUCAGAGUGUGACGGCCGUUGCUGGUCUUGUGUCCUACCCCUUUGACACUGUCCGUCGUCGUAUGAUGAUGCAGUCUGGUCGCAAAGGAGCUGAUAUUAUGUACUCUGGCACUCUGGACUGCUGGAGGAAGAUUGCACGUGAUGAGGGAGGCAAGGCGUUCUUCAAAGGAGCGUUGUCCAACGUGCUCCGAGGCAUGGGUGGUGCCUUCGUGCUCGUCUUGUAUGACGAGCUUAAGAAAGUCAUCUAAGAUGAUUGGUGUCUCUCCACUGUUCAUGUUGUUAAAUUUAUCUGUAACAUAUCUUGUACAUUUGGAAGGACUUAAAUACCUGAGCAAAAUAUGUUUAUAGGGGACCAACUAGUAUUUUUUUACUAGUGGUACCAGGGGAAGCUGUUAUGCGUUUGUUUCUCGGCCCGUGUUUUUCCUAAUUUCUUUUUGUUUUUGUCCCUCAUGAGAAUUUCAUUCCCUAACUGCAAGAACUUUGCCAGAUAAAGAUAAAUAAAGGCAACCUACUACGUUAA